This is a messenger RNA of Malania oleifera, 1173 nucleotides long. RefSeq names its product thioredoxin-like 3-1, chloroplastic. The record is from RefSeq and is a predicted model, not a curated record. The transcript has 3 exons. The coding region runs from base 212 to 883 and encodes 223 amino acids. Gene Ontology annotation, cellular component: chloroplast stroma. NCBI's taxonomy places the organism in Eukaryota, Viridiplantae, Streptophyta, Magnoliopsida, Santalales, Ximeniaceae.
UCUUCCGGAUAAGCUUCGUCGCGAUUCUCAUUUUCAAAACAGCGGCGACGCAGAAAACACUUUGAUUUCCCUUCACAAACACUGACGAUUCACCCUUCGAAUAGCCAUUUCCGAUCAUCCACCACCCUUCGACCCAUCAGCCCUAACAUCAUUCUUCUUCAACAUUCUCCCGAGUGAGGGAGAGAUCGGAAAAUUCUUCAGAGAACAGAGGAUGUCAGUUCUGGCGGCGAACGCUUACAAUGUUCUGUGCAAAGAAAUUUACCCGAGAGAGCAGCAGCACCAGCAGCUGUUGUAUAGCGGCGGCGGCGGCUGUUUGUUUCUGUGGAAAUCGUCCGGGUUUGGUACGGAUCGCAGAAGAGGAGGAGAGCUAUGGCGGAAAAUAGCGAAGAGGGAGUGCAGAGCGGCGGCGUUUUGGCCCGAUCUUUCGAGACCCGCUUCCGUAGAAAUGGAACCCAUCAAAGAUUGUGAUCAAUUGGACCAGAUUCUACUCCAAGCCAGCGAACACUGCCGCCCCAUCAUCAUCGAUUGGAUGGCUGCUUGGUGCCGGAAAUGCAUUUAUUUGAAGCCUAAAUUGGAAAAAUUAGCUGCCGAGUACGACACAAAGAUCAAGUUCUACUGCGUGGAUGUGAACAGUGUGUCCCAGGCUCUGGUGAAGAGGGGAAACAUAUCAGUAUGCAUCAUGAUAAUAAUUUAUGCAUCUCUCUCUCUUUUGGGGGUUUAUAAACUUUGUGUUUUGAACUUUCUGUGCAUUACAUUAAUGAUGUUCUUAUGGGUCCUCUUUUUUGUUUUUUGGUGGUCAGAAAAUGCCAACGAUCCAGGUGAGGCCAUCUCUGAUUUUUGCUCAUAUGUAAAAAAGAUGUACUGUGUAGUCUGUACUGAUUAAAAUGCAGAGAAGGAGAAGUAAAGGGUGAAGAUAAUUUACUGAGGGUUUUGUUGUGAAUGGCAGCUGUGGAGGGAUGGGGAGAUGAAGGCAGAAGUGAUAGGAGGGCACAAAGCAUGGCUUGUGUUGGAUGAAGUGAGAGAAAUGAUUCAAAAGUUUUUGUGAUCAAUGUCUGUAGUAUUCUAUUUGUACAUCCCUCUCAUUAUAUAUAACAUACACUUUUUUGGGUUUUCCUUCAAUGGGGCAAAUCAAGUGUACAUCCUGUUCUAUGAAUGUAAGCUUUUUUCUGUGCA